UAUUGUUGGUAUCUUGACGUUCAGCAGACCACCGGUGAUGGACGGUUCAAGCUAAUAUACAACCCUCUUUAAAGGCUCAUGCGCUCAUUUAAACGUGUAGGAUGCUGGUAGAAUUUAAACAGACUCACAAACACUCUGCAGUCUGCUACGAGUCAUUUCUUGCCAGACUCGUUAAAUGACAAAACAAGUCUCCACUCGUUUAUUUAAUGAGCUGGACGAGGACGCACACUGAGGGGCGGACACAGCCGGUUUCUCCCCAUGGCCACCGCGCGUUUCCCCGGGAAGAGUGCAGACGUGGCCGCCGCCAAUUGGAGCGCUGUGGCUCCGGGCAGGCCGCUGUGUGUCAACGGGACCCCGUGGAUCCUCUACCUGCUGGAGGAGUGUGUGGAUAACAUCUGGGAGUACUGCAGCGUGGUCAUAGGACUCAUAUCCAUGUUCUGUUUUCUGCUGUCCACUUUGCCGCAGGUCUAUGAAGCCUACAGAAACGGUAAAGUGGAGGAGGCCAUGUCUUUAGGGUUUCUGCUCUUCCUCUUCAGUGGCGAUCUGACCAGCUUUGCAGGCUGCUACCUCACUAGCCAGCUGCCGAUUCAGGUAGUCACGGUGGUGUUCUACAUCUUCACAGACCUGAUCCUCAUCUCCCAGUUUCUCUACUAUAAGAUCAAAAACAGCUCCAGCAGAAAAACUCCUCUGUUGAAGUGGCUGUGCUUCAUGUGGUGUGGUGCUGCUUCAUUAGUUCUCAUGGUUUUGCCCAAACUCAUCAUAGACAACAGUAGAAACUUAGACACCCAGAGUCCAGCUACCUCCAAAUCAGUGGAAGUCACUGGCUAUAUAUGUGGAUACUUGGCAUCUGUCUUCUACCUCUGCUCCCGUUUCCCUCAGCUCUAUAAAAAUUUCCAGCGACAGUCUACAGAGGGCACCUCCUACCUGCUGUUUGCCCUGGCCAUGAUGGGUAAUGGAACAUAUGGGUUAAGCGUCAUCGUGGUCCUUCCUGCACUGAAGGGCUCCAAACAGACCUUUAUUAUCAAACAUCUGGCCUGGCUCAUUGGCAGCCUGGGAGUCCUCAUACUUGACUUCCUUGUCACUGCCCAGUUCAUCAUCUACAAGAAGAACGUCCCGGCCACAAAAAGCAGUGCCCUACUCAGUGUCCCGGAGGUGGAACCUCUACUGUGUGAGGAAGAGGAAUUGUCAGUAUUAUAGGACAGAGAUCAAGCACCAGUAUGGAAAGCUUCAUCAACAAUAGACUGGUUGUUUUUGAUCAACCUGUGAGUUCCCAGUGGUCAAUCAACAACUUCAGAGACAUUGCUGAAGGUAGUAGGCAUGUUGUAGUACCAGCAGGUAAUUCUAGUGCAUCUUUGCAACCUGAUUUUGUUGCUUUCAAGACUACAAACACAGUAGUGAAUUCUUCAGAGUGGUAAAAAAAAAAAAGCAGGAAAAGCUACAGAAAUUACAUGGUCACUAUAUUCCUGUCUGAACACUUCAGAUUAAAUUAAGUUCCAGUUUAGAUGCAUUUCCACGGACGCUAGGCAAUCUUUUCAGCAUGGCUCGAGUCUUUUUUGGUUGUGAGUACUGUAUUUUUGAUUAAUUAUUCCCCUGGGAUUUCUUGAUUUUUGUUUUGCAUGGAAUGAUUGUAUUUUUAUAUACCAUCGGGGAGCCUAGAGGAGGAUGCUGAACACCAGAUGUUCCACAAAUGCAAGCUUUAAGGGAGAGUGAAGUGCCUGCUAUAUUCUAACAUUUUUGACAGCUUACAGACUGUCAUCGAAGCCUGCAAAGGCAAGUACAAAUGGCAGAAACUAGGAUGAAUGGCAGCAUGGGAAGUUACCAGAUUUUCUAUUUAACUGGAACUGUGACUAUAGGGGGAUUUCCACCAGCAAGAUGGUAAAUCACUGGACUGAGUUAGUAUAAUGUUAAAUAAAUGGAUGUCUGCUAGGGCCACCCCUCCACUUGAAAGAUGUUCAUUUAGUCUAAAGCUGUAUAAUGACCUCAUUUGUCUUUAAUAGAAAUGUUGCAUUCCUCUGUAUUUCUGGUCUGCUCUCCUGGAGAAAAACUGUGUGCCUUUUUAUGCUAAAAACAGUCUUAAUAUAAAUGCACUGUAUGUAAAUUAUUUUUAGAUGAAACAAAAUUAGAUUUCUAAACUAGGAAUUUAUUUAAGGUGUGGUAUUUCUUAGGAAAUGCAGUGGAAUAUUUUCUCUUUUGUACAAAGCCUGAAUCAGAGCUGCCCUUGUACAUGAGAGAAGUGUAAGUUUUCUUGUGUUUUCAUUCUGUUUUGUACCAUUUUCAUGACAUGCAUUAAAGAAGACAUAAUUACUUGACAGUGUCUCUUAAGAAAAGCUAAGAAAAGAGACAUUAAUAAGAUAUUGAGAGAGUUGUUAAAGUAAUGAGGUGUAAAAGUAGCUCAUGAAUUUCUUAUCUGCCACAAGGUGUAGAGCAGAGAGGAUGCUGUUGUCGAGCCAAAUUGAUUUUUACAAUUUUUGCCUUGCAGAGGUGAUGCUAAAUGAACAGAGCAAAAAAAAAAACAGGCCAAAAGUCAUCUCAUUACUGAGCAGUUUAACUUUGCGGUCAGUAUUUUGUAAAUGUUGUGCCAGGUGUUAUUGUCAUACAGUAUAUGUAUGUGGUGCUGUCACUGUUUAACCUGAUCGUCUGCGUGACUUAAGUUCUGGACUUGCAGAGAUCUGCAGAGUUCUCUACCUCAUUCUGAUGUGGACAUGAUUUAUGUUUUGUGUGCAAGUGUGCAGUGAGAACUGUUUUGAAUCCGUGCACAGUGCUUGUGUGGAAACAGGGAAAAUUAACUGAGCACACAUUGCAUUUAGAAACAAAACUUUAACCUAAAACAGAACCUUUAAUUGUAACUAUCGCAAUUGCGUGAAAAGCAUCUCUGCAGGUGAUGAAAUAAUGUGGAUUUAUACAGAUACAGGGGGAUUUCUUUGGAAUUUGUUUCGUGAAAGGCUCUUUUUUUGCAAAUAUGCAACUAGACUAACAUCUUUUCACUUGUAAAUUAAGUUUUUGUGAGUUAUUUUUAUAUUGCACAAUUCCUACUUCUUAAUUCCCUCUAAAUGAGCCUGUUAUACUUUUUCAAUCUAGCACAAAAUGUACAUAUUUGUUGUAUAUAUUACUGCUGUAUACUGUAGAAAUUGUGUUUAACACCCUAGUCUAUGUAGUUAUAAUUGUCAAGAUGGUGUUAUUUUAUUUAAGCAUAAUGCUCAGAGGAAUUUAAAUGUAGACGACCGGUUAUAUUGUAAUUCUGAGCUCUGUUCCAGGGUAUGUUUAUCGACAAUGCUUAUAACUGUUACAUAUAUUGUAAAAAAAAAAAAACUUGAAUAAACUGCAUUUUACCCUCA
This is a messenger RNA of Acanthochromis polyacanthus (spiny chromis), 3335 nucleotides long. Its product is annotated as lysosomal amino acid transporter 1 homolog. Lineage: Eukaryota; Metazoa; Chordata; Actinopteri; Pomacentridae. The record is from RefSeq and is a predicted model, not a curated record. The transcript has 9 exons. The coding region runs from base 259 to 1197 and encodes 312 amino acids.